Messenger RNA from Gorilla gorilla gorilla (western lowland gorilla), 3240 nucleotides. It is a transcript of the gene PTCHD3, whose product is annotated as patched domain containing 3. The record is from RefSeq and is a predicted model, not a curated record. Gene Ontology annotation, cellular component: membrane. NCBI's taxonomy places the organism in Eukaryota, Metazoa, Chordata, Mammalia, Primates, Hominidae.
AUGCCGUGGGUGGAGCCCAAGCGGGCGGGGCCGGAGCAGAAGCCCAAGCUCACCAAACGGGACUCUGCCACCGGGCCGCAGUGGUACCAGGAAUCUCAGGAAUCGGAGUCGGAAGGCAAGCAGCCACCCCCGGGACCCCUGGCACCCCCGAAAUCCCCCGAACCCUCAGGACCCCCGGCGUCGGAGCAGGACGAUGCACCCCUGCCAGAGGGGGAUGAUGCACCCCGGCCGUCGAUGCUGGACGAUGCACCCCGCCUGCCGCUGGAGCUGGACGAUGCACCCCUGCCGGAGGAGGAAAUCCCCGAACCCACGGCCAUCUGCAGGCACCGGCACCGCUGUCACACCGACUGCCUAGAGGGGCUGCUGUCCCGCGCCUUCCAGUGGCUGGGGUGGAAGGUGGGCGCGCACCCCUGGAUCUUCCUGCUGGCGCCCUUGAUGCUGACAGCCGCGCUGGGCACCGGCUUCCUGUACCUACCCAAGGACGAAGAGGAAGACCUAGAGGAGCAUUACACCCCUGUGGGGAGCCCGGCCAAGGCGGAGCGGCGCUUCGUGCAGGGCCAUUUCACCACCAACGACUCCUACCGCUUCUCCGCCUCCAGGAGGAGCACCGAAGCCAAUUUCGUCUCGCUUCUGGUGGUCUCCUACAGCGACUCACUGCUGGACCCGGCUACCUUUGCAGAAGUCAGCGAACUGGACGGCGCGGUGCAGGAUCUGCGUGUGGCGCGGGAAAAGGGAAGCCAGAUCCAGUAUCAGCAGGUGUGCGCGAGGUACAGGGCGCUCUGCGUGCCCCCCAACCCGAUCCUGUACGCCUGGCAGGUGAACAAAACGCUCAACCUGAGCAGCAUCUCCUUCCCCGCCUACAACCACGGCGGGCAUCCCCUCUACCUGACCGGCUUCUUCGGAGGAUACAUCUUGGGGGGCAGCCUAGGAAUGGGCCAGUUACUCCUGCGGGCCAAAGCCAUGCGGCUGCUGUACUACCUGAAGACCGAGGACCCUGAGUACGAUGUGCAGAGCAAGCAGUGGCUCACCCAUUUGCUCGACCAAUUUACCAACAUUAAGAACAUCUUGGCCUUGAAAAACAUUGAGGUAGUCCACUUUACAUCGCUUUCCAGACAACUGGAAUUUGAGGCAACUUCUGUGACUGUGAUCCCUGUGUUUCACCUGGCAUACAUUCUCAUCAUUCUGUUUGCAGUCACAUCAUGCUUUAGAUUUGACUGCAUACGAAACAAAAUGUGUGUUGCGGCCUUUGGAGUGAUUUCUGCUUUCUUGGCAGUGGUGAGUGGCUUUGGCCUGCUGUUGCACAUUGGGGUGCCAUUUGUCAUCAUAGUUGCCAAUUCGCCAUUUCUUAUUCUAGGUGUUGGGGUCGAUGACAUGUUUAUCAUGAUUUCUGCCUGGCAUAAGACCAACCUUGCAGAUGACAUACGGGAGCGGAUGUCCAAUGUCUAUUCAAAAGCGGCAGUGUCUAUUACAUUCACCACCAUCACUAACAUCCUGGCCUUAUAUACAGGGAUUAUGAGUUCUUUUAGGUCUGUACAAUGUUUUUGCAUCUAUACAGGAACGACCCUGUUAUUUUGCUAUUUUUAUAACAUCACGUGUUUUGGAGCAUUUAUGGCCUUGGAUGGUAAAAGAGAAGUAGUCUCCCUAUGCUGGUUGAAAAAGGCUGACCCAAAAUGGUCCUCAUUUAAAAAGUUCUGCUGUUUCCCAUUUGGUUCUGUCCCAGAUGAACAUGGAACUGAUAUCCACCCAAUGAGUUUGUUUUUUAGAGACUAUUUUGGCCCCUUUCUCACAAGGAGUGAGUCUAAGUAUUUUGUAGUCUUUAUAUAUGUUUUGUACAUCAUAAGCAGUAUAUAUGGGUGUUUCCAUGUGCAGGAAGGUUUAGACCUUCGAAAUCUGGCAAGUGACGAUUCCUACAUCACACCAUAUUUUAACGUAGAGGAGAAUUAUUUUUCAGAUUAUGGUCCCAGGGUUAUGGUUAUUGUUACUAAAAAAGUUGACUACUGGGAUAAAGAUGUUAGGCAAAAACUGAAAAACUGUAUUAAAAUUUUUGAAAAAGUCUAUGUAGAUAAAAAUCUUACAGAGUUUUGGUUAGAUGCAUAUGUGCAAUAUUUAAAAGGUAACAGCCAAGACCCUAAUGAGAAGAAUACUUUUAUGAACAAUAUUCCUGAUUUUUUAAGCAAUUUUCCAAAUUUUCAGCAUGACAUUAAUAUUUCAUCAUCAAAUGAAAUCAUUUCUUCCCGGGGCUUCAUUCAGACAACAGAUGUUUCUUCCUCAGCCAAAAAGAAAAUAUUGUUAUUCCAAUUACGACGCAUAGCUGAAGACUGUCAAAUUCCCCUAAUGGUGUAUAACCAGGCAUUUAUAUAUUUUGAUCAGUAUGCUGCAAUAUUAGAAGACACUGUUAGAAAUGUAUUGGUUGCAUCAGCAGCUAUGUUCAUUAUUUCCUUAUUGUUAAUCCCUUAUCCAUUGUGUUCCUUGUGGGUGACUUUUGCUAUUGGUUCUGUGAUUGUAGGGGUAACGGGUUUCAUGGCAUUCUGGAAAGUCAAUCUUGAUUCCAUAUCCAUAAUUAAUCUUGUCAUUUGUAUAGGGUUUUCUUUCGAUUUUUCUGCACACAUUUCCUAUGCAUUUGUUUCUAGUUCUCAGCCCUCAGUAAACCAAAAAUCAAUUGAGGCAUUAUAUCUUCUAGGCUACCCAGUGUUACAAAGUGCAAUUUCAACAAUAAUAGGGGUGUGUGUUUUAGCUGCAGCGAAAGCAUACAUCUUCAGAACAUUUUUUAAGAUUAUGUUUCUUGUUAUGAUAUUUGGGGCAGCUCAUGGCCUAAUUUUUAUUCCAGUAUUCUUAACCUUUUUUGGAAGGUUUAUUUGAAUAUCCACUAACAAGUCAAAGACCAAUUCUAGAAUUCCUGAUUGCCCUAUUCCAAUCUGAUUUUUUUAAAUGCACUAUUAGGAAUAGUCAACAAACCACUGGGAGGCCAAGGUGGGUGGAUCACCUGAGGUCAAGAGUUCGAGACCAGCCUGGCCAACAUGGUGAAACCUCGUCACUACUGAAAAUACAAAAAUUAUCCAGGCAUGGUGGCGUGCACCUAUAAUCCCAGCUACCUGGGAGGCUGAGGCAGGAGAAUCGCUUGAACCUGGGAGAUGGAGGUUGCAGUGAGCUGGAGUGCGCCAGGCACUCCAGCCUGGGUGACGAGAAUGAGACUCCGUCUCAGGUAAAAAAAAAAAGAAAAAAAAGUCAACAAACCAAAAA